UGGCCGGCGUCUCGGCUGCUCUCCCAGCGAACUGCGCUGCUGCAAGCGAGGAGCCUUGCCGUCCGCCAUAUUGGUCCCCGCGCCGCAGCUCUUGCGUGUUUGUCCCUGCAGCGCCAACGGAGCCUGCCCUGGGCCGGCCCAGCGGAGCAGGGAGGAGCCCCCCCUUCCCGACCCCGUCUCCCGCCGCCGCUCCGCCAGCUACCCGCCAUGGCGACGAGGCCGGGCGGCCCCUGAAAGAGACCGGCCGCCGUCACCACAACGGGGAGCGAAGCAGCCCCCCUCCCGCUCCGCUCGUCGCCAGCCUUUCCCUCCGCCACAACAUGGAGGCCGUGAAAGCUUUUAACAGCGAGCUAUACUCACUGAAUGACUACAAACCUCCAAUAUCGAAGGCUAAAAUGACACAGAUUACCAAGGCAGCAAUCAAGGCUAUAAAGUUCUACAAGCAUGUUGUACAGAGUGUUGAAAAAUUCAUUCAAAAAUGUAAACCAGAAUAUAAGGUGCCUGGCCUGUAUGUCAUUGACUCCAUUGUUCGACAGUCUCGACAUCAGUUUGGGCAAGAAAAGGAUGUGUUUGCUCCUAGAUUUAGCAAUAACAUCAUUAGCACUUUCCAGAAUUUAUACCGCUGCCCUGGGGAUGACAAGAGUAAAAUUGUUAGAGUACUAAAUUUGUGGCAGAAGAAUAAUGUGUUCAAGAGUGAAAUUAUUCAGCCUCUACUAGAUAUGGCAGCAGGAAUUCCUCCUCCAGUUGUGACCCCCGUCCUGCCUGGUACAACAGCUACUAUGAGUAAUAAUACACCAGGAACUCCUGUGACACCUGCUACACCAGCCAACGUGGUGCAAAGUUUACCUGAUCCUUGGGUGUCUCAGAUAACUAAUACAGAUACCCUUGCUGCUGUAGCACAGAUCUUGCAGAGUCCACAGGGCCAACAGCUUCAGCAGUUAAUUCAGACACUGCAAAUGCAACAGCAGAAGCCGCAACCAUCACUACUUCAAGCACUGGAUGCUGGUCUUGUUGUUCAGUUACAAGCUCUCACUGCGCAACUUACAGCUGCUGCCGCUGCUGCCAACCCACUUAAUCCACUAGAACAGAGUGUCUCCUUUAACAAGAAGCUGAUGGACAGGUUUGGGGAUUUUGGGGAAGAAGCUGACAUUAAUGAAGAACCUAAAAAAGAAACUCCAACUUCCCAAUUGCCUCUUGUAUCUGAAUCUGUGAACAACUCACUUUUUCAUCAGCUAGCAGAACAGUUGCAGCAACAAAACUUAGAACAUCUCCGUCAGCAGCUUCUGGAGCAGCAGCCUUCAAAGCAGGCAAGCCCUGAGGAAACCCAAGAAGGAAAUUUUGGGUCUGAGCAUUCGGCAUCACCCUCGCAAGACAGUAGCCACCAGCCAUUUUUAGAAGUGGAAACAAAUCUUGACAAUUCAAUAGAUGUUCAACAACAGGACAUGGAUAUAGAUGAAGGGCAAGAGGCUGUUGAACAGGAAGUCUUUGAACAAGAAGAAAAGAAAUCGGCAGUUCUUUCAAGAUCAAGAACACGUUCAAGAUCUCGUUCAAGAUCUCCAAGAAAAAGAAGGUCCAGAUCACGAUCUGGUUCUCGCAAGCGUAAGCAUAGAAAACGUUCGCGUUCUAGAUCAAGAGAAAGAAAGAGGAAGUCCUCAAGGUCAUACUCCAGUGAAAGGAGAGCUAGAGAAAGAGAAAAAGAACGACAGAAGAAAGGGUUGCCUCCUAUACGAUCCAAAACACUAAGUGUGUGCAGUACCACGCUUUGGGUUGGGCAGGUGGACAAGAAAGCCACACAACAAGAUUUAACCAAUUUAUUUGAAGAAUUUGGACAAAUAGAAUCUAUAAAUAUGAUCCCUCCCAGAGGUUGUGCAUAUGUCUGCAUGGUCCAUAGACAAGAUUCCUACCGUGCUCUUCAGAAGCUAAGCUCUGGAUCCUACAAGAUUGGAUCUAAAAUUAUUAAGAUUGCAUGGGCUUUAAAUAAAGGUGUGAAAACUGAAUACAAACAAUUCUGGGAUGCGGAUCUUGGCGUUUCAUAUAUACCUUGGGAAAAAGUUAAAUUGGAUGAUUUAGAUGGCUUUGCAGAAGGAGGCAUGAUUGACCAGGAGACAGUAAAUAGUGAAUGGGAAACUGCAAGAAGCUCAGCAGAGCCUGUGAAAGAACCUGUGCCCACAACCCAGAGUGCAACAGUUGACAAGACCACAGCUGUCACCACACAAACAGAGACAUACACUCAGUCUGUCACUAUGCUACAGAUUCCUGUAGCUUCAGCUGUGCCAGCAGUUAGUUUAGUUCCACCAUCAUUUCCUGUUACAAUGUCUGUCCCGCCUCCUGGCUAUAGUGCAAUUCCUCCACCUCCCUUCUUGAGAGCAAGUUUCAAUCCUUCACAACCACCUCCUGGUUAUAUGCCACCUCCUGUUCCACCUCCUGUUGUUCCACCAGUUGUCCCAACACCACUUGUACAGCCUUCACUACCAAUUACUCAAGAGUCAAUGAAAGAUGUUCCUUUUAGCAGCCUUGUUCUACCAGUUGGCACUGUUUCAAGCAGCCUUACCACCCCAACAUUAUCUGCUAGAAGUAUUUUUACUUCCCUUUCAAGUAACAAGUCAGAAAUUGAUGAAAAAGGAUCCCACGUUACAGAUCUUCAGAUUUCAUCUAGUGAAAACAGAACUGUUCAAGAUGAUGUUUCAAGCAGCUCUGGACUUAUUGGAGGAGUGCAGCCACCCAGUAUCUCAACCACUUCUGGACUUCUAGGGGGAGUGCAACCACCCAGUGUCUCAAGCAGCUCUGGGCUUGUUCAGCCGCCCAGUGUCUCGAGCAGCUCUGGUCUUUUGACAAGAGUUCAGCCACCUAGUGUCUCAAGCAGCUCUGGGCUUCUGACGGGACUCCAGCCCAUGACUGUGUCAAGCAGUUCCAACCUUCUAAUGGGACUUCAGCCACCCAUAGUGUCAAGUAGCUCUGGGCUUUUGACAGGAGUCCAGCCACCCAUAGUGUCAAGUAGUUCUGGGCUUUUGACGGCACUCCAGCCACCCAUUGUAUCAAGCAACUCGGGGAUUCUGGGAUUACCACCACCAAUUGUCUCAAGUAGUUCUGGACUGUUAGGUGUGCCGCCACCAAAUAUUUCAAGUGGUUCUGGACUUCUAGGACUGCAGCUACCCACUGGGAUUCAAAAUGUUCCCCAUUUAACUCUUGCUGGUCAAAGGUUGCCUGGAAUGCCUCUAGUAGACAUGCGCCCAGGACUAAUGCCACAGCCACCUGGGCCAAGAUUUCCACUACUACAGCCGGGAAUGCCACCACAGCGUAGUAUUCCUCCUCCAGCAAUCCUUGACCCAUCCCUUCCUCCACCUAGAGCUCCUUUUCUUCCAGGAGAUCUUUUUAAUCAACCAGAGAGGCCUUUUGGAAUUUCUGGGAGGCAAGGUGUUGAUAGCAUUUCUAAUCCAGAUAAAAGGUUGCCCCUUGGAGAUGACAGCAUUCAGCAGGAAGGGGACAGAGAUUAUCGCUUUCCUCCAGUAGAAAAUAGGGAGACUGUUAAUAGGCCCUCUUCAGUGGAUAUUAGGGAUUCUGUUGGAAGGCCGCCACUAGAUCCAAGAGAGGGUCUAGGAAGACCUCCAGCUGAUGGAAGAGAACAUUUUGCCAGGUCACAUAUGGAUUUAAGAGAGAAUUUUGGAAGACCUGGUAUGGAUAACCUUGGUCGAAGAGACCAUUUUGCUUUCAAUUCAGAUAAGCACUGGGGACAAAGAGGAGAUUAUGAUGAAAGAGAGCAUCAUGCUUUCCCUCCAUAUGGUGGUCUUAAAGGGUUCCAGGAAGAUCGAGAGCGGUAUCGACAAACAAACUACAGAUUUGAAACACGAAGUGGUCCUAGCUGGAAUAGAGGACUGGAACAAGAUACCCAUAGAGACUUUGAUGACCGUCGUAGACCUUGGGAAAGACAGAGGGACAGAGAUGACAGAGAUUUUAAUUUUGGCAGAGAAAUUAAUGGGAACAGAUUUGGCAGAGAGAGAAUACAGAACAACUGGAUACCCCCUCCACACCCAAGAGCAUUUGAGUAUUUUGAAGGGGGCACUUCUCAACAAAAAGCUGACAGUGCACCGCAAGUUAAUGGUGAAAAUGCAGAGACAGAGAGUCAGCCAGCUGCUGUGCAAGUAGAAGAUGAGCCGGAACUUUAUGAAAAGCUGACAACUUCACGUGACAUAAAAAAAGAGAAGAGUGACACAGAAGCUGAAUUAGAAAAUGAACCAGUGGUAGAAAGCACAGAAACUGAGGGGACAUAAUCAUCACUCAGUAGAUGCCGAAGCAUACCACAGGUGAGGAGACUGGAGAAGAUGAAGUAGAAGGAAAGAAGCAAGAAUAAACCAAGAAACAGUCUUGUGUGAAAGCACAACACCAGGGAUAUUUUGUGAAUCAGAUGUCUGGAUCACCCUGUGCAGAUGUUAAAUGUUGGGAUGGCUUUUAUUCACAGUCAGCCACAGCUCUCAGAUGAUCGCCUCAGGAUUGUGAAUGCUCAGGACUGGAUAGAAAAUGCAUAAGGAAGUAUAUACAGACACCAAUACAUGCAUAAAAAAAAAUCCUCCUCAGUCAUGGUGGCUAACAUCCCAAUGAAUGCUGUGCCAAUGUAACAGCACUUUCUGUCACACAGCAGGAAGGGGGCAAAUUUUAAUUAUCUUCCCUCUGCACCUGCCUGUACCUCAAACAGCCCUCAGAGACAUGGUUUCAGGAGGCACCGGAACUUGCAGAGGGAAGGGAAGAUUGUCAAAAAUUAUGCCUUACACAUUGUGUGACAGAAAAUGCUGGUGCAUUGGUGCAGCAUUCAUUUGCAUGCCAGCCAGUGUUUUCAUGUUUCAGCCUAUGGCUGUACUUCAGGUUCAUCCAAUAUACCCUCCUUGUGACCCUGGGCGAUGUAGGCACAAGCCUGGAUACUGUGAUAUGGAUACCACAUACUGGAGUGGAUGAAAAUCUUCACAUAUUUUCAACAUCUUUCUUGAAUUUCUUGGUUUUGGUUGCAGAUUAGAGUCUUGAUUGUAAUAUGUGAUGGCUAGAUUGCAGCCCCAGGCUCUAACAGAGAAAAGUGAGUCUAUUCUAGACAAAAUGAGAAACAUUGACUGAUAUGAUGAGGAAAGCUCCUCAAAGUGGCCCUAUUGAAAUGCCUAACUUGUCCUUUUAAUUUCAGUGGGACUGCUUUGAGUCAUUUCCCUCAUGACAGCCAUUAUCCCUUAAAUAAUUGCAAAGGAAAGCCUAGUCUAUAAACUACCACCCUGAUACACACUGAGGGUUAUUUGUAACUUAAUUGGGGGCACGCUUGUGUUUACUACCACAUCUGCACACUGCUGGGCACCAUGGCCAAGCGUACAUGAAUGUCUUACAUGUGUGCUUUUACAGCUUUAGGAGCUCAUCUUCAAAACCUAAUAUGUGAAGUUGACCCUACAUAUAUGUGAAAUGGGCCCUACAUGUAAGGCAAGUAAAAGAAAUGUGGCAUUUGUCAAUUAUUGUACACCCAGCCAGCAUGGUAUGGCAGCUGUAAGCAGAGGCCUAUACCACAGUAUGAUUAGUUUCCUUUGUAAUAUGAUCUGUAUAAGAAAUAGAGAAAUGUGGUAUAUUGUGUAGCCAUUGGUUAGGGAUUCACACACGUGCAAAUGUAUACUCUGUUCUUCAAAAAUGUAUAUCACUUGCUGGAAGAGAGGGAAAUUGGCAUCCUUUUGUUCUGAGCUGAGUGAAGAAAACUUUCUGCUGCCUGUUGUAGGUACCUGUAAGUUUAAGUUGUGUUUUUGUUUCAAAUUAAAAUGGUGAUGGAAAGCACAAAAUGGCAGCACCAUAAAGGAGAAAAAGCAAAAACAAAGAUGCAAGAGAGGAUUUAAUUAAAAGAAAAUGUAUCUUUAUAAUCCCAGCACAUUUCAGCUACAACACUCUUCAUCAGGGAAUACAAUACAAACUAAGGGCAGUUUCCGAUGUUGCACAGAACUUCUGUUAACACCAAUCUCCAUGUGUCCUCCCUUAACCGCAGAAAUGCCCUCCCCACUACUCACUCCCAUCCCUGCCCUCCCCACUCCCAUACCUGCAUGAGUGUCUGUUUCCUUUCUAGGUUAGGAAAAGCCAUCAGUCUCUGCUUAUUUUGGCCUACUUCUUUCUGAAAACAAAACAAAACAAGCCACUUCUACCCUCAAGUUCAAAUGAGUUUUGGAGCUCAGGUUUUCUGAAGCAAGAAGGUUAGAAUAGUUAGAAAACUGAUGGGUUCAGAUGUUGUGCCCAAUCUUGGCUUUUCCAAACCGUGAAAGGAAGUAGACACUCGUGGGUAUGGGAGGGGCAAGUGCAUGCUCCCAAGGCUAAGGACUGUCAUGUGGAACUUGGUGUCAACAGAAGUUCUGCACGACAUCUGAAGUUGCCCUAAGCAUCUCUUCAAGGAUCACAUUCAGAAAAGCUAACUUUCUGCAAAGCUAUUUAAUUUCUGCUUGGAAAAUGGGAUUAUAAAGAAUUUCAUUUUCAGUAAAUCUCAUGCACCUUGUGUGAGACUGUUUUCACAAUACAAGUACCACUUGUAUAACAGAUGCUAAACUAACCAUUUACAAACUCAGUAGGGGUGAUUAUUUGUAUACAAUGGACUGCAAACUCCAGCAAGACCACUGGAUUAAUGAUCAGAGCCUCACAGCUAGGCCUCAUCCUAGCUCUUAAGUCUAGAAUCAGAGUUUUGUGAUUGGCUUUUUCCCAGGACCAGUAAUGCCUCAUAACUAGAUGUUGUUCCAGAUCCCAAGCCCACAGACAGGAACUGCAGAGAUAGUGCUAAGCAAGCAUUACUCUUGGCAUUAUAUAUUAUUUUCUACAGCUCUCUAUGCCCAAUCUACCACAAAAUGACAGGAGGUUUAAAGAGUAUCAGACUUGGGGGGCGGGGUUUAGAAAAGCAGAUAAAGAGGUUAAAAGGUGCAUUUGGAUACAGAAUCAAACCUCGUCAUUACACAGAGUUUAUGGAGUCUUUAACAUUGCUCAUUGCCCGCAUAGGUACCCUUAGAACUUUAAACCCAAGUUUAUUUGGCUCCCUUAGAAAGGCCAUCUGAUUGCAAUAACUAAAGAUCAUGACUGACAUACUGCACAAGAGUAUGUCAGCCUAUUAAUGUUGUGUUUGCACAGUUCGCGUAAGUUGCACAAAGGCAAAUUUUGCAUUACACAAGAUUUGAAAUAAUGGGUUUGCUCUUCUGUAAUGGAGAUUGUGCAGAUACAAUAUUACUAGGCUGGCAUAUUCUUGUGCAGUGUGUCAGCCCCUCAUACCACAAAAUGUCUUGAUGUGAGACUUAAGAUAUAUUCAGCAUUUAAAUGUAUGGAUGCUUAUUUCACAAUUCCCUUUAUCUGCCUUUUUCCAUCUAAAGGGUAUAAACAAACAGGAUUCACAUUUAUUUCAGUGGGUCUCCCAUCACUGUGGGAACAAUGUGAAUCAGGUGUUCAGAGGAGUGAUGACUCGGUGUGAGCUGUGAGAUAGGGAAGUCCCCUGGGUCACAUCUCACCUCUGCAUGGAUACUCUAGGGAGCCUUAGCCAAGCCACUCUUGAGUCCCAACCCCUUGCUGAUUGGCCUUACAGAACUGGUGUAAGGAUUUCUGAAACAAUAUUUGGGAAGUGCUUUGAAGACUUAAAAUGUACUAUAGACAUGCUAGGUGGUAUUAUUUUAUCCCAGCUUUAGUGCAAUUUUAAUCAGAGUAUGUAUGUUCACGGUAUGUUCAUCUCAGUAUUUUAGUGCAAGGUAUAGGGUUGAAACAGAUUCAUAGUGCUGAAAGCAGCCCAGUAGGCUGCCUAUUCCAGAUUCGGGCUGCAAAAUCCAUUUCACUGUGUCCUGCACAGGUUGGAGAAGAUGGGCCCCUGACCUUCCGGCUGCCUUCUUCAGAGAGGCACAAGGGGAAGAGCAGAGUGAGCUGGCAGCCAGCCAGCAGGACCCCCUCCUUCAGGGUCCCAGGGACAUUUGUCCUGCCUUGUUCAAUUGUAGCUAUGCCCCCAGUCCUGCACGUUCCAUGUGCCAGCAGAUGCUACCCUCCAACAGCUCUUUCAGAUAGCUGGUCUUUUUUCUGCCUGCAUGCUGUGAAGUGUUGUCAUCUUUCUUUGGCUAUUACAUUUUAAAUUUUAAAUUUUAGUUCACUUUCCUUGAAGCAGGACUUCAGUUUUAAUCCCCUUAUAUUUCAGAACAAUUUAUAGUAGGCCUAGACUAGAUCCAUACCUGUUGAGAUACAAUUAAGUAGGCUUAAUUGUUUAACAAAAGAAACAUUAAAAACCCCAAAAGGUAUUUUAGUGAGUUCUUUUGACUCUAUGUACCUUUAAGAAAAUACGUUAUACAUUAAAAUACUUCUAUAUCUCAUCUGCUUUCUUUUUACGUUUGAAACUGUAUUCUUGAUUUCUGUAAAAUAUCUGUAUGAUAGAUGAUGCAUUAAAUAAAGUUUUAAUUGCGUAUGCUA
Messenger RNA from Hemicordylus capensis (graceful crag lizard), 8421 nucleotides. It is a transcript of the gene SCAF8, whose product is annotated as SR-related CTD associated factor 8. Lineage: Eukaryota; Metazoa; Chordata; Lepidosauria; Squamata; Cordylidae. Gene Ontology annotation, molecular function: RNA binding. The record is from RefSeq and is a predicted model, not a curated record. The coding region runs from base 321 to 4268 and encodes 1315 amino acids. The transcript has 21 exons. Gene Ontology annotation, cellular component: nucleus.